AUGUCAUCUUCAGAUAUAUUUGAUGUGCUAAAUAUUAAACAAAGAUCUAGAAGUCCAACAAAUGGCCAGAUAUCAGUGCCUUCAUCCUCGGCAGCCAACCGAGCCAAGCCCCAGGUUACGGGCAUGCAAAGAGAACUAUUUAACUUAUUGGGGGAAAAUCAACCGCCCGUCGUUAUUCAAUCCGGAAAUAACUUCAAAGAAAAGAUGCUUUCGACGUCCAAACCAUCUCCCUGGUCAUUUGUAGAGUUCAAAGCCAAUAGCUCUGUGACUUUGCGCCAUUGGGUCAAGGGUUCCAAAGAACUAAUAGGAGAUACACCAAAGGAAUCGACAUAUUCUAAGUUCAAUCAGCACUUAUCUAUUCCAUCAUUCAAAAAGGAAGAGUACGAGGCUUUUAUGAAUGAGACAGGAAAUCAAAAAAGCGUGGAAAAUGAAAAAAAUUCCAAUGACAACUUUACAAAUGAAAAGAAGAAUGAAGAUAAAAAUAGCUGGACCUUUGAAGAAAUAGAAUAUCUUUUCAAUCUCUGCAGAAAGUAUGAUCUACGUUGGUUCUUAAUCUUCGAUAGAUACAACUAUAAUGAUUCAAGAACACUUGAAGAUCUCAAAGAAAAAUUUUACCAUAUAUGUAGGAACUAUUUCAAGGCAAGUAAUCCUAGCAAUCCGCUUUUAUCUUCUCUGAAUUUUUCAGCUGAGAAGGAGAUAGAAAGGAAGAAAUAUUUACAGCGUCUUCUCUCUCGUUCCGCAGCAGAAAUUGCUGAAGAGGAGGCACUCGUAGUAGAGUCAAAAAAAUUUGAAAUGGCUGCCAAGAGAACACUCGCAGAAAGGGAAUCACUGCUCCGACUAUUAGAUUCGCCACAUUCAGAUCAGACAAUUACACAAUACCUUACAUCUCAGGGAAUGUCUCAGUUAUAUAAUGCACUUCUAGCGGACAAAACUAGAAAGCGCAAGCACGAUUCGAACAUCCCUGAAAAUCCCUGGAUGAAGCAGCAACAGCAGUUUGCCCAACAUAGACAACUUCAACAAAUGAAUGUGAAAAAACUGGAGGUCAAGGAAAAUCUCUCCCCUAAGAAAACCAAAAGACAAAGGCAAGAGAUGCAAACGGCGCUCAAAAGAAAAUCCGAAAGCGCAUACGCCGAACAAUUGCUGAAAGAUUUUAAUUCAGAUGAAAGGAAGGCGCUGGGUGUGAUUACGCAUGGUGAGAAGCUAUCGCCGGGUGUAUACUUAAGAUCUACAAAAUUAUCAACCUUUAAACCUGCGCUACAGAACAAAAUUCUUGCCAUCCUCCAAGAACUAUCGUUACCUUCUCGCCCUGUGAUGCCUUCAUAUGAUGUAAUGGAAAGACAAGAGGAGCUCUUGAAAAAAAUCAAUACCCUUAUCGACUUAAAAAAACACGUCGACAAAUACGAGGCUGGUAUGUCUAUCACCAAGUGA
This is a messenger RNA of Saccharomyces paradoxus, 1428 nucleotides long. RefSeq names its product Swc4p (gene SWC4). The record is from RefSeq and is a predicted model, not a curated record. Gene Ontology annotation, biological process: chromatin remodeling; DNA repair; negative regulation of transcription by RNA polymerase II. Gene Ontology annotation, cellular component: NuA4 histone acetyltransferase complex; Swr1 complex. Gene Ontology annotation, molecular function: transcription corepressor activity. The transcript has a single exon. NCBI's taxonomy places the organism in Eukaryota, Fungi, Ascomycota, Saccharomycetes, Saccharomycetales, Saccharomycetaceae. The coding region runs from base 1 to 1428 and encodes 475 amino acids.